AAUAGGAAACGCAAUCUGUCGCGAGGUCUACACUGAACAUUGUGUCCCAAGAAACGCAUUUUCUGCUGCGCAACACACAUCCAGAAGUCUGAUUUCAGUCGACUGUUUCUUCAAGAAAUAAUCGCUACGAUGUCGAUGACAGUGAAAGCUUACCUGAUCGGCAAGGACGACUGCAAUAAGGAGAUCCGUCGCUUUGCUAUAGAUCAAGAUGUGUCUACAAGUUUCGAGUAUUUGAAACGAAAAUUGAUCGAUGUUUUUGUUGGGCUCAGGACUGCGCCCUUUCAAAUGUACUACAAAGACGAGGAUGGCGAUAUGAUCGCUUUCUCCUCCGACGAUGAGCUCAUGAUGGGUUUGGCUCUGGUGAAGGACGACACCUUCCGUCUAUUCAUCAAACAAAGAAAGGAACAUAAACGUGAUCCCUCCCCUCAUGGGAUCCCUGGAUUCGCAUUUGCCUCCCACUGCAGUCCUCCAGGACCUCCCCAUAUGGGCCCUCCUCACAUGGGCCCACCAGGACCACCUCAUAUGGGCCCACCAGGGCAUCAUCAUCCAGGGCCUCACCCUCAUCUCCCUCCAAUGGUGCACCAAGGUGUAACCUGUGAUGGGUGCGAGGGGCCGGUGGCUGGAACCCGUUUCAAGUGCACAGUUUGCCCCGAUUAUGACUUGUGCUCUACUUGUCAGGGCAAAGGCCUCCACAAGGAGCAUGCUCUCCUUCCCAUCUUCCACCCGUUGACCAACAUGUUUGAGUGGUUCCCUCGUGGGAAGCAUUGGCGCAAAAUGAGACACUGCUUGUGGGCACAAGCUCAAGCCCAAACCCAAGCUCAAAACCAGGCUCAGCCGGGUCCCUCUGGAGCCCAGGAAAACCAGGAUACCUCUGCAAAGACAGGGGAGAAUGGUGCAACUGGCGCCUCCCAGGCUAAUGUAGAUUACCUGAAGAACAUUGGAGAAGAAGUGGCUGCCAUGUUGAGCCCUCUUGGAAUAGAUGUAGACAUUGAUGUUGAGCAUGAUGGCAAGAGGACCAAAGUUACUGCAACUCCUUCCACUUCCAGCGGACCACCUAGUGCCCCGAGUGACCUUGAACAGUGGCUUCUCUCCAGAGGUUCGGGACCAGAAAGUCAGGGCACUGAAGAAAGCACCAGUGAGGAAACAAAGGGCCAGAAAGACCAAGUCAGCGAUGAGGAAUGGACCCAUCUCAGCUCCAAAGAAGUCGACCCCUCCACAGGAGAGCUGCAGUCCCUCAAGAUAGAGCCGGAUGGGGCAGAUGAUAAAGCAGCUCCUCUAAGCACCGCCUCCAGCACAGGUGCUACACAGGGUCCGACAGGUCUACGUGAGGCAGCUCUUUAUCCACACCUUCCCCAAGAUGCAGACCCUAAGCUGGUGGAGUCCCUUUCUCAGAUGCUCUCCAUGGGCUUUACUGAUGAGGGCGGCUGGCUCACCAGACUCCUCCAUGCCAAAAAUUACGACAUUGGAGGUGCUCUGGACACCAUUCAAUUUUCUAAACCACAUGGCCCAAAGAAGUAAAAGAAAAGCACAGGAAUACAGAAGAUCUGGGCUAUAUUUACUCAAUGUUUGAAGUUCCUGCCAAUACUAGAGCAUUUUCUACCAAUAGAGUCUUUCUAUACUUUUUCAAUGACAAUUUCUUAUUAUAAUGUUAACAAUACAGAUUACUCGGGUGACUAGCAUAAUACUUAAUUCCGUUAUUGGGUUUUAUGCAAAAUAGUAAUAAGAAAGAUCUUUAUAUCAUGUAUGCAAAUUACUUUCAGGUUGUUGAUUAGUGACAUAAUGACAUAGAAGUUCUGUGUGCAUUUCCUUAACACAAACAGAUUUUGUUAGACGAGGCAAAAACCUGUGAUGUUUGUAUUACUAGGUAGAAUAAACAGAUGGAAUUAAGUAAAUAUUAGGUCUUCUAAAAUUCCUGUCUUUUCUAUCCCUAAUAAAAUAUUAAUCUAAAAUAUUA
Messenger RNA from Misgurnus anguillicaudatus (oriental weatherfish), 1954 nucleotides. Lineage: Eukaryota; Metazoa; Chordata; Actinopteri; Cypriniformes; Cobitidae. The record is from RefSeq and is a predicted model, not a curated record.